AUGGACGACCGAGACGACCUCGGCGACUUUGCCCAUCUACACAUCAUGCAAGGCAACCAAGUGGCUCCCGCGAAAUCUCUCCGAACCAACAACGGACGCGUUCAUCAGUGUUGUGACGAAGUCGAUGAUGGCAUCGUAGCCGCAGACGCGUGUGCAUAUGUGAAUCCCCACGCCAGCGACGCAGCGCCUCUUGAUGACAACAACGAUAGGACCACGUUGGAAGUGGCGGAAACAGGGGGCCGCGUGGCGUACCUUGUGCUGACGCUCGGGCUGAGCUUGUACUACCUCCACCUACUGACGCCCGUGAUGGCCAACGACCUGUGGUGGGCGGGGUUUAAUGUCUCUGGCGCGCAAACGUAUCUCAUUGACGUCGUCAACGCCCAGCUCAACCUGGCUGACACCGUUUGGAAUGUCGACGUGACAGCCACGGGAAAGACUGGCGACUACUCAACGUAUUUUACACCCGUGCACAUUUCCCCUGUGUACGGCUGCGCCGUGGUGGCGUCCCAGAUCACGAAUCUGUCGGCGAUCAUCGCCAUCCUCUCCACGACUUCCACGCCCGAAGACAUCCCGACGCAAUACCCUGACAAAGGGGCAUGCAUUGGCAACGGGGCCACGCAGUGUCGGCUCACCUCCUGGAACAGCUGGAUGGGUUCGUACGGGAGCCUGUUUGCCAGUUGUAUGGUAGCGCAAUGGGCGUGUGACACUGUGCUCCGCGCCACGACUGAAGCGUUGCACCUGUUUCAGCAACUAUCACCCAAUAGCUGGAGCCACUACCUUGAACGCACAGUUUCAACAGGCGCAACGCUACGUCAUGGCUUUGAACGUCAUGACGAUGCAGGCCGUCCAGUUUGUUUGGGGGAGAAUACGCUCUUUUUUGGGUGGAUAUACCUCUUUGAGUGGGCGGAGCUGUCUCGGGAAGUGAUUUCCGUCGAAGGCGAUUACGAUACCCUACGAGCGCAGGCGUUGGAAACCCCCGAAGCCCGUCGCAGUCCCGAGCACGAGUCUAAGCUGGCUCAUCACGUUGGGUUUGGACGUACACCACCCACGCCCGGCCAUAUUCAAGUGGAAGACCUCCACAAAGCGUUCUCGCUGGCCAUCGUUCAAGUUGCCAGUGCCGUGGGCUCGUUCGCGGUCCUUUCGUUGUGGCAGACGUUUGUCCGCCGCGUCGAGUUGCGUGCGGUCAACGACCACCUACUUCUGUCCGGCAUGGCCACUGCGUUCUACAGAAGGACAUUGCCGAGCAUGGAUCACUACAUUUUCGAACUCAAGCUGUGGCUGCCGGUGCACCAGUCGAAUCUCCAUAGAGUCAAGUGGGGCAUGAAGGUAUCCAAGCUCACGGCCGGCAGCAGCAGCAGUGCCAAGGCAGUCGUACCGCACAUCAACCGGCUGUACGCUGUCGCAGGACUCGGCUACAUGUGCGCGACCAUCUUUGGCAGUGUCAUGCACUUGUCGUUGACCCAAGCAUUGCCAACGACUCCUUCUGGGCUAACUACAACAUCUCUAGGGACGUUCGACCUCACCGAAGACAAAGCUGGGAAGGACUUUGUCAAACAAGGUGUGCAUCAAUUCCACGGCAGCAGCGCGGACGUCCCCUUUGACCGUGGCGGCCGUCGGAUCAACAGACCCGGAUCGGCAAAGAAUGUGAUGCUCCGGAGGAGGUUCCGGGGACCAGCCAGCAAAUCAGCAACGCACGAGUCUAGGUCUAGCCCAGGGGCGUUGCGGCAAAUGCACGGCCAAGACACUGGCCACGGCACUGGGUCGAAUGAACUCGCCGAGGGAAUCCAAGCAGGGGGUCAUCGCCCCCGACAGAAUACACAUGUCGAAACGCAUAUCCCCCCAGGCAGUUCCUCACAAAAGACAUUUCCCCCAACAGAGUUCAACUCGUCCCACUGGUCGUACCAAAUUCUGGGCACGUACCCAAUGUCGUUGUAA
Aphanomyces astaci is the source of this 1935-nucleotide messenger RNA. RefSeq lists its product as hypothetical. The transcript is spliced from 11 exons. The record is from RefSeq and is a predicted model, not a curated record. The coding region runs from base 1 to 1935 and encodes 644 amino acids. NCBI's taxonomy places the organism in Eukaryota, Oomycota, Saprolegniomycetes, Saprolegniales, Verrucalvaceae.